Neurospora crassa OR74A is the source of this 2273-nucleotide messenger RNA. It is a transcript of the gene csp-1, whose product is annotated as conidial separation-1. Gene Ontology annotation, molecular function: RNA polymerase II cis-regulatory region sequence-specific DNA binding; DNA-binding transcription factor activity, RNA polymerase II-specific. The record is from RefSeq and is a predicted model, not a curated record. Bases 752 to 1615 code for a protein of 287 amino acids. The transcript has a single exon. Gene Ontology annotation, biological process: regulation of transcription by RNA polymerase II. Lineage: Eukaryota; Fungi; Ascomycota; Sordariomycetes; Sordariales; Sordariaceae. Gene Ontology annotation, cellular component: transcription regulator complex; PcG protein complex.
GCGCCCGGUCACUUUCCCAUGUCGGAUGUCCGCCAGCCCGCCUGAGCGACGCACCAGCGACCGACCGAGAGCUCAUCGUGCCUCCCUUUAUUAACACCGGCUGUCCCGUGCCUUCCGUGCCCUCCUUCACUUCAUAAAAAAGGGUUCAUUAUCCAGCCUAUCCUCCUCUUCGUUCCUGUCUUCAUCUUCCGCUCGCUACUCCAUCCAAGAAGCAUUCAUCCUCACCGUCCGUCUCAUCCGUCCACAGGACCGCCGACUUCUUCGCCCACCCAUCUUAGGAGUAUACAUACAGUUACCACAUCCAGUCAACUACAAACGACAAAGACAGACACAGAUAUCGGUCCUACCUUUACCGACCCAUUGCAUUCACCACACAUUACCCUGGACAGAAUCGGUGGUUAGAGCUUUGAGCUUUUUUUCCCCCGACAUUCGGCAACCGACAGCGAAAAGUUUUCAGCGCGGGCCAUUUUACCUAAGCGUCUAGCUACAUUGCACCGCCUUUCCUGAGAGCCUCACGGAAGCAAACCAACGACGGCCCAAACUUGCUUCGGAAGUUGUGUGCUGCGCCUGUUCUCAGCCAGAGUAACUUUUUCUCAUCAGCUUGUAACUUUUUGGUCUUCUGCAAUCCAUUCGGUUCUUUUCCGCCGACGUCGAUCCUCCGCCUUCCGCCGAGUCCACAAUUAUUGGACCGUCUCCGCCCCAUCUUUAUCCGUCAUCCGGCCUUGCUUUGCGCGCUACCGCUACUACCAUCAUGUUCGCCAGGGACGCCAAUGGACACACUGUCCAGCUCCUCAACGACGAUGAGCCUCAAAAAGCUCCCCAGGUCCAGUAUCAGCCCAUGCCUUACCGCGCGCCAUCCAGCUUUGGACAACCCUACCACCCCGCCUUGACCAGGAGUAUCUCGUCGUCACCAAACACUCCAGAGCUGCUUCGAUCCGACUCCUAUGACUCCCAAAUGAGCAACGAGCCCAUCUCUCCCAUGACUCCCAUCUACGACUAUAGCCGGGGUUACCCUAUCGAUACUCGGCCGUACGAGGACUACUCCGACGCUCACAGCUACAUUGGUGCGAAGAGGCCGCGCACCAUGAGCGACAGCAGGUCCAUGUCUUAUGAGGAUGACGCUGCCAGCCCGGCAGCCACUGAAAGGGCCGGCAAGCGCUAUCCGUGCAGGUAUCGGGACAGCCAUGGUUGUGAAAAGACCUUCACCACAUCCGGCCAUGCUUCGAGGCAUUCCAAGAUUCACACUGCCGAAAAGGCUGUCCCCUGUUCGUUUCAAGGCUGCACCAAAAAGUUCACACGGGCCGACAACAUGAAGCAGCAUCUGGAAACACACUACAAGGACAAGUCGCGCUCAUCUACCCGGCCAUCUCUAGCUGGAGAGCGCAAGCCUUCUUCCUCAGGAAAGUCCUCUCGAUCCAAGUCAACAACAUCAGUAACAACCGUCGCCGCUGCCGCUAGCCCGGCCACACUACCACUCACACCUGGGGUUGGGAGUGCCUGGGACAUGCGUGGACUUAACCUUCCUCUUCUGAGCCCUUCGGUCGCUGUGCCAACGCCGAGUAGUGGGCUAGACGCUCUGGCUAUGGCAGUCGCCUGCCAAGAAGGGUCUUCUUAGUCAAUUCUACAUUUUAAUAUGACCCUUCUUUUUCCUUUUUAAAUCUGCGUCGGUACUUCUCGGAGGAUCGAGCAUCUGUGUCUCGCCACUGCCAGCUGACAGGCGUGUUUGCUGUCAGACAUGACGUAUCCGCCGCGCUUUCGCUUUUACGACGCGGCUUCUCACAUUUCCGUUGUCUUGGAUCCUAUAGGGAAUGGUACAAAGCAACCCUCACUCUAUUCUCUUGUGUUGCGAAGCAUGCAAUAUCUUACUGGGGUCGGUACUUGUCAAAAAGGCCUUUUUUGCCUGGGAUUAUACACUUACAAUUUAGAGGUCAAGUACACGCAUGGUGGAGACCUUUUUUUAUUUUCUUUAUUUUCUGUUUCUUGCAUUCAAUUAUCAACAUGAACUGGGAUCAGGCAACAUGGAAGAGGGCAAGGGGUAUAUUUGCUUAGGGUACGGCGCAAUUAGGGGUGAAGUUGUUUCUUCUCGUCAUCUAUCCGACAACAGGCUGAUCAGGAUGGUGGCCGUAUGGAAUGAGUGGCUUGGCGUUCUACUGUCCAUGUGUAUCAAUUUUAGGGUUUGCAACUGGCAUCGAUAUCCUCUUCUUGGUUACACAAUACACAAAGCGUCUUAUAUAGCUAAAAGACCAAUAACAAGCUUGACAAAUUGACCAUAC